AUAAUAUAUAUGCAAAAGUAUAUUAGAAAGCCGUUUUGAUCAAUAAAUGCCAUAAACUUUCACUGCUUUUCAUAAGCAAUGUAACAGCUUGUGACGGACUCUGUAACUGCGAAAGUGUUUCGAAGUGUUUUUGUUUUUUUUUUUGGAAUUGUACAUUUCGGAAAAUUCAUUCUGGCAUACAUAUAUAUUUGUAUGUAUGUUAUGUUCCAAAAAAUUUUCGGUGUCAAAAUGGUCGAGUUAUAAUUAUAGAAUUUGGCAUUCGGCGCGUUCGUGUUGAGAAACGUUGGAUUCUGAAGCGGCAUUGUGAAUACUCACGUGAAACUACAAACAAAAGAGAAUUUGAGAUUAUGAAAAGGAUGUCGAAAUUUUAUGGGUGCAAUUAAAAAUAGCUGCAUAUGAAGUGUGUGACAAAAUGUACGGACAUUUUUUAAAAGAAAAAUAUGAAAAAGUAAAAUAAAUAGUUAAAAAAAACCAUAAGAAAACUUAAGUUUAUACUGAUUUAAAUAAAACAGCAAACCAAAAAAAACUACUUGAAUUAGCGCAAACAUUCAACCACCUUCUUCUAAACCAUGGAGUCGCAGCACGUGCAACCAGAAGGCGUCACAGUGCGACGUCGGCACCGCAAGCUAACCCGACCGCAACGUGAGAAAACACCCGACCCCACAGCAAAAGCGACAAAUGGCCGACGACGCUACUCCGAAGAUGAAAGCAGUGCGGUAGACGGCAACACUGCUGCCGAAGAGGCAGCCGGCGUCCAAAGCGUGCGCAUGCAAAUACGGCCACCCGGCGCCAUAUCCGCGCAUGAGAGUAAAAUACUGCGGCGACGCGAUAAGACAUUCGGCAACUCGGCCGCACGCAGUCUAUCACAGCCACGUGAAGCCGAACGGCUGACCAGCCCCGAAGCGGACGUGCUCAUGCGUAGCGCAAAGCAACGUAGUCUCUCCUCGCCACGACACAAGGAUGAGUCCAGCGAAGAGUUCGAGCGCAACGGCAGACCAGCUCGUCCAACUGCCGAUGAGAAUAUUAGCCGGCUGGAGCAAAAUUUGCGACGCUUCGAGGAGGAACGUAAACGCUUCGAGUCGGAUAAACGUCAGUUCGAGCGUGAGAAACGUGAAAAUCGGUUGCGUUAUAAGCAGUUGCACGACAGCGAUGAGCGCAAACGUCUGCUGCAGAAUUAUCGUAAACUAAGCGAUCGCAUACAAUUGCCGGCAGAUGCCGAAGAAAGACGACGCAUAGUGCACAGUUUGAGGUUGCAACGUAAUGAAGCGCCAACACUACAGCCACGUCAGCGACACAGCGGAUACGAAGAAUCCUCCACACAAUUCUCCUCAUCCGAAGUAGACGAUGUGGAGGAAUCUAGAGCGCACAGAUCGGAGAAGCAUACGCAUCCUGUGCGCCGACAAGUGUCAGCCAUUACCGGUACGGUCAAUUAUGUAGCCGAUGUGCGUGGUCCACCACCACAACCGCCGGAGCGACGCAGUGUCAGUCGCAAUCACUCACUAUCACCAAUACGACCGCAAAGGCGUUCGAAGACACCAGAACAGCGUGCGGAAAUUAUGCGUCGACUUGCUGAAAAUGAGGCCAGUAACAGCAAGUCAACUAGCAUAACACCAGAGCCGCAGUCUCCUGCCACACCCAUGGAGCAUAAAAUACCGGAACAUACGAAGGUACAGCUACCAGCCGAAAUGGGUGAAGUGCGCCGCCGUUACAGCACGCCACGCAAGGAUUCGCUUACUGAAAUUGCCAAACGCAGGAAACAAAGCUUGGAAAAAUCUCAACUGGAAGCAGCAAUGCUGGCGGCGGCUAAAGAAGCAGAGGCCGCUAGAUUAGAGGAGGAAGCACGUAAAGCAGAGGCUGCUGUGCCGCUAAUGACAACUAUAAUACGCAAAAUAUUCGGACUAUUCAUCGGGAAACCAACCGAAAAACCAGAAUCCAAAAAAGAACCAGAAGUUCAUUUCGCCUCCGAAGAGCUGCUUUUGCCCCAGGAUUUAAUUGCCGAAGAUUUACCCAAAAAUUUGAUAUCUAAAGAACUGAUACGUCAUCUCUACUUCGAUGUACGUCUGCAGUGGCGUCACAUGAAAACCGAUUUCCCCAAAGAGCUAAACACUAUGCGGCUAUUGCGUAAUAAAUGCGUGGCAGAGUUGAUACUGCUCAUACUGCUUUGUGGUUUCGGUGGUCUAAUGUUCCGUUACACCGAGGGCACAUCGGAGAAUAUCUACAAAUGUGAAGUGCGUAAGGUGAAGCGUGACUUUAUCGAUAAUCUCUGGACAGUUAGUCACAAUAUGAGGGAAGACGAUUGGAAAUCGCUAGCGCGUCAGAAGCUCCGAAAAUUCGAAGAUGAACUGAAUUCACUCGCUGAAUUGGGUAUACGUCGAUAUCCGGGUCAGAAAUCGUGGAAUUUUGUCAAUUGCAUACUAUUCUGUUGGACCGUUAUAACAAGUAUAGGUUAUGGUCACAUUGCUCCCGUAACAACUUUCGGCCGCACCUUGGCCAUCGUCUAUGCCAUAAUUGGUAUACCGUUGUUUUUGCUCAUACUUGCGGAUUAUGGUAAACUCUUUACGCGUGCGCUGAAAUUCCUUUGGGUCUAUGUGCGACGGCUAUACUACACGGGCACUUGUCGUAACAUACGAAAACAUCAGUCGGUGCGGGACGCCAUGAAAUUGGCACGGCGUUCGAGUAUGUUCUUCGGACGUGAACUGGAUAUUGAGUCACACACAACUGGUCCGGAAACACCAUCGUCACCAUUCGAUGAGACAUUCGAAAUCGAUGAUGAAUUUAAUUUACCCAUUUCGGUGGCUUCAUUCUUGCUGAUCAGUUACAUCUUAAUUGGAGCGCUCUUCUACUCAAUGUGGGAGAAUUGGACUUAUUUCGAGGCGUUCUACUUUGUCUUCAUCUCGAUGUCCACCAUUGGUUUCGGUGAUAUGGUGCCAAAGCAUCCGAUCUUUAUGAUGUGUAGCAUACUCUACUUGGUCUUCGGUUUGGCGCUCACAUCUAUGUUCAUCAAUGUGGUGCAGAUUAAGUUGAGUGAUACCUUCAAGCAGGCCUCGAUUAAGUUGAGCACUACGAUUGGUAUAGAUUUGCCGCCCGAUGAGAAUGCUGAGGGUGCGGAAGGAAAUGCUGAAGAGGGCACAGCGAGUGUGACGAGAAGUCAGCCAAGUGCAACGCCAACGAAAGAUGUUGAUCUAAGGAAUCCGCCACCAGCACCACCACGUCCGAACAGCAAUAAUGUGCGUUGGAGCGAAAGUCCGCCACCGCUGCCGAGUCGUAAACAAGAAGCCGAAAGUCAAGAGGAAGUGAAGAAAAAGGGUUGGUGGUUUUGGUAGAAGAAGAGCAGGUGCAAAGUACGAGUAUAAUGAAAGCAAGCUUAUGUUGCUUUGCUGUGACUAUUAUUGCAGUACUUGAAGCUUAAAGCUUUGAGGCUAUAAAAGCUUGAAAGCUUUAUAUAUUGUAUUUACUUGUACUUGUACUACGCAACAGCUGCAUCUAACUGUGUCUUUUUCGAAUUUCUAGUAAAGCUUCCAAGAGUUUAAAGCUUUUAGUUUGACGGCACUUAUAUCCGUAUCUAUUAAGAC
Molecule: messenger RNA, 3572 nt
Organism: Zeugodacus cucurbitae (melon fly)
Lineage: Eukaryota; Metazoa; Arthropoda; Insecta; Diptera; Tephritidae
Exons: 4
Coding region: 570-3323 (917 amino acids)
Biological process (GO): stabilization of membrane potential; potassium ion transmembrane transport
Cellular component (GO): membrane
Molecular function (GO): potassium ion leak channel activity
Source: RefSeq, a predicted model, not a curated record